ACCGUGUUGUUUCAUUCCUGUACCUAAACCUGCUUUAUCUGCUUCAGAUUUUUUUACCACUGGAAAAUACACAAAGAUGUUUUAAACCUACAGGUCCUUCCUCUAGAUGUAGUUGCUACAUCCUUAGGAACAAAGCAAAUGCAGGUGUUGGACCAUGUCAGAAAUCUUGUCAAGAGCAUGGACUGUUUCACACAGAGUGGAGAUAUGGCUUCUGAUCCUGGUGGCUUAUUUACUCCAAAGAAAUGUGAACUCAGGACAUAUGCCAACGAAAGCUGCGGAUCCAGAAGCAUUCAUGAAUGUUAGUGAAAUCAUCCAACACAAGGGUUAUCCCAGUGAGGAAUAUGAAGUUGCGACUGAAGACGGAUACAUCCUUUCUGUGAACAGAAUCCCUCAAGGUCUAACACAACGAAAAAAGGAAGGAUCCAGGCCAGUGGUGUUACUGCAGCACGGCCUUCUUGGGGAUGCUAGCAACUGGAUUUCCAACCUGCCCAACAACAGUCUGGGCUUCAUUCUGGCUGAUGCUGGCUUUGAUGUGUGGAUGGGAAACAGCAGAGGAAAUACCUGGUCUCGGAAACACAAGACUCUCUCCAUAGACCAAGAUGAGUUCUGGGCUUUUAGUUAUGAUGAAAUGGCUAGGUUUGACCUUCCCGCUGUGAUAAACUUUAUCUUACAGAAAACAGGCCAGAAAGAGAUCUAUUAUGUCGGCUAUUCACAGGGCACCACCAUGGGCUUUAUUGCAUUUUCCACAAUGCCAGAGCUAGCUCAUAAAAUCAAAAUGUAUUUUGCCUUAGCACCUAUAGCCACUGUUAAAUAUGCAAGAAGUCCUGGUACCAAAUUUCUGCUGCUACCAGAUAUGAUGAUCAAGGGAUUAUUUGGCAGACAAGAAUUUUUAUAUCAGACUAGAUUUUUCAGACAGCUUUUUAUUUACCUUUGUGGCCAGAUGAUUCUUGACCAAAUCUGCAGCAACAUCAUAUUACUUCUGGGGGGAUUUAACACAAACAACAUGAACAUGAGCCGAGCAAAUGUAUAUGUAGCCCAUACACCUGCUGGAACAUCUGUGCAGAAUAUUCUCCAUUGGAGCCAGGCAGUGAAUUCUGGUGAACUUCGUGCCUUUGACUGGGGAAGUGAGACCAAAAAUCUGGAGAAAUGCAAUCAACCAACUCCUACAAGGUACAAAGUUCGAGAUAUGACGGUCCCCACAGCAAUGUGGACUGGAGGUCAAGACUGGCUUUCAAAUCCAGAUGAUGUGAAAACACUGCUUUCUGAAAUGACCAACCUCAUCUACCACAAGAACAUUCCUGAAUGGGCUCAUGUGGAUUUCAUCUGGGGGCUGGAUGCCCCUCAGCGUGUGUACAGUGAGAUCAUACAUCUGAUGAAGAGAGAGCCCAGCCUUUCCCAGGGAACCUGCCAGGUCGCACUGUGAAGCUCCUCCUGUUUGCAAGUCUUGGGACAAUGUCACACAGUAUGGGCUGGGCUACAGGGAUGCCAGAAGACCUGCUGGUUCAGAGGAAUGCUUCAGGGUGCUUCCUCUGACACUAAAGCUGAUACUUACAUGCUUUUUCAGUUAAUUAAGCUAAGUUGGUGAACAGAGGUUUCCUGUGCUCAGGACCUUCUACCGUCUUGUAGUGUAGCUAUUACUUCACCAACAGAAAGUACCUAGAAAUUAAUUAUUUCAUUCAACCUUUCCAAACUGAUUCUUGUUUCUGUAAGUUAAAUAUUGGAGCAAUAAAGUAAAAGGAAGAAUUUGGACAGAGAUUAAAAUUGUAAA
Molecule: messenger RNA, 1768 nt
Organism: Peromyscus maniculatus bairdii (prairie deer mouse)
Lineage: Eukaryota; Metazoa; Chordata; Mammalia; Rodentia; Cricetidae
Product: lipase member M
Molecular function (GO): hydrolase activity, acting on ester bonds
Source: RefSeq, a predicted model, not a curated record